AGCGAGGUGUCAUCUGACCCUAAUGGCGAAAAUCACCCGCUCUGGUUUAAAGAUAAUCAACCGGGAAGAGCAUGUAUUAUUUCGAAUCCCUCGUAACUUUUAGAAGGGUCUAAUGUAGCAGAAACCUACCUGCCCCGGUAUACAGCGAAAGCAGGAGUUCACGUUCAUUGCGCGAGUGUAUCUCCAUACACGUGGGCCAGGCUGGCGUCCAGAUCGGCAAUGCCUGCUGGGAGCUUUACUGCCUGGAGCACGGCAUCCUCCCGGACGGCCAGAUGCCCGGCGAAAUGGCCAUUGGAAGCGACAGUUCCUCCAAUACCUUUUUCAGCGAGACCGGAGCCGGAAAGCACGUCCCCAGGGCGGUUUUUGUUGACCUGGAGCCCACCGUCAUUGACGAAGUGCGUACCGGAAUCUAUCGUAAGCUCUUCCACCCAGAUCAGCUGAUCACAGGUAAGGAGGAUGCGGCCAACAACUACGCCCGCGGACACUACACUAUCGGCAGAGAGUUCAUUGACUUGGUAGCUGACAGAAUACGCAAAUUGGCCAACAUGUGUUCCGGCCUGCAAGGUUUCUUGGUGUUCCACAGCUUUGGCGGUGGCACAGGCUCAGGUUUCACCUCACUGCUGAUGGAGCGUCUAUCCGUGGACUACGGCAAGAAAUCCAAGUUGGAGUUCGCCAUCUACCCGGCCCCCCGGAUGUCCACCGCUGUGGUGGAGCCGUACAAUUCCAUCUUGACCACGCACACAACCCUGGAGCACUCGGACUGCGCCUUCAUGGUGGACAACGAGGCCAUCUAUGACAUCUGCCACCGGAACCUGGACAUCGAGCGUCCCUCAUACACCAACCUAAACCGAUUGAUCAGCCAGAUUGUGUCGUCCAUCACCGCCUCCUUGCGUUUCGACGGCGCCCUGAACGUGGACCUGACGGAAUUCCAAACCAAUCUGGUACCCUACCCACGCAUCCACUUCCCACUGGCUACCUACGCGCCGGUGAUCUCAGUGGAGAAGGCCUACCACGAGCAGCUGUCCGUGUCCGAGAUCACCAACUCGUGCUUCGACCCGGCCAAUCAAAUGGUGAAGUGCGACCCGCGCCACGGUAAGUACAUGGCCUGCUGCCUGCUCUACCGUGGCGACGUGGUGCCCAAGGACGUCAACACCGCCAUCAACUCCAUCAAGACCAAGCGCAGCAUCCAUUUUGUUGACUGGUGCCCCACCGGCUUCAAGGUGGGCAUCAACUACCAGCCGCCCACCGCCGUGCCUGGAGGCGACCUGGCCAAGGUACAGCGGGCCGUGUGCAUGCUCAGCAACACCACUGCCAUCGCUGAGGCCUGGGCCCGCCUGGACCAUAAGUUUGACCUGAUGUAUGCCAAGCGCGCCUUUGUACACUGGUACGUGGGCGAGGGCAUGGAGGAGGGUGAGUUCACUGAGGCCCGUGAGGACAUGGCCGCCCUAGAGAAGGACUAUGAAGAGGUCGGCGCCGACUCUGUGGACGACGUCCUAGAGGAAGCGGAAUAUUUUUGAAACUUCACGAGAUGUUCAGGAACUUUGGAUUUGACUGAAAUGGCAAACAUGGAUCGGGGGCUAAAGAGACAUGUGCUCCGCCAACAGAAAUUGACACGAAUGGAUAUUGUUUGAAUUUGGUUUUAAAUGGAAUAUGAAGAAAACUUUGUAAAAUGAAAUUGUAUGUAUUUUGGUGGUCUCGAAAUUCAAAAGGUUCAUUUAAAAAAUGCUGGAGUUGUCAAAACUGAAAUAUUUUGUUUUAAAUGAAAUUGUUAAAAAAAAAAAGUUCACCAAUCAAAUACUGUCUAAUCUGAAAAAGAAAAUUGAAAAGAUACUUACACGUAAAAUGUAAAUAUUGUUAUUUUGUUUUUUUGAGGAAGCUCUAGUUUUUUAUGUCACGUAAUGUGAAAUGAGUAUUUAUCUAAAAGAUGACCAUGUCUUAAAAUUCAGGAAGCCUGAAUUGUUCUCUGUGAAACUGCAAAAAUGGAUCAGGGUGUUCCGCCAA
Syngnathus acus (greater pipefish) is the source of this 2001-nucleotide messenger RNA. RefSeq names its product tubulin alpha chain-like. Gene Ontology annotation, cellular component: microtubule; cytoplasm. The transcript has 4 exons. NCBI's taxonomy places the organism in Eukaryota, Metazoa, Chordata, Actinopteri, Syngnathiformes, Syngnathidae. Gene Ontology annotation, biological process: mitotic cell cycle; microtubule cytoskeleton organization. Bases 273 to 1517 code for a protein of 414 amino acids. Gene Ontology annotation, molecular function: GTP binding; structural constituent of cytoskeleton. The record is from RefSeq and is a predicted model, not a curated record.